Molecule: messenger RNA, 1464 nt
Organism: Trametes versicolor FP-101664 SS1
Lineage: Eukaryota; Fungi; Basidiomycota; Agaricomycetes; Polyporales; Polyporaceae
Exons: 2
Coding region: 1-1464 (487 amino acids)
Source: RefSeq, a predicted model, not a curated record
AUGCAACUCACGCCGAAGCUUAACUAUGACAUCCUACUGGAGGUCAUGAAGGCGUGUUCUAGGGACGACUGCGCUCGUCUCAUGCAGACAUGUUCAAGCCUUCGCAACAAUGGACACAAGGUGCUGCUCUCGCAUCCUCUCCAGUUCUACGUGGAGAAAGACGUCCUCCGGUUUCUCCAAUACCUCCAGCCACAAAGCGACAGGCGAGCGAAACACGUGCGCUCGAUGCACUUCUACAUGGGCGUCGUUGAGCUCUCUGAGUCGACAGCGCUGGCGUUGGCGGCCGCCCUCCCAAUGAUGCACGACAUACAAGAGCUAUGGAUAACAGAUAGCGAAUACUUCUUGUCUUCGCAUCCGGUCCUCUCCCGCGCAACGGGGGCUCUCACUAGCCUCCGGUCUCUACACUUGACUGACAUGGGCGAGUUCGCAGUCAAGAUGCUCCGGUCUCUUCGUUCGGAGCUCACGGACGUUCUCAUCGACUACGAUGUCGAGACCCUCUCGUACGGCUCGCAAGAAGAAUUGGUUGGCUUGUCGGAACUACUGGCACAUUCGCAAGCGACGCUUCAGGAGAUUGCCAUCAACCGCUGGUACGCCUUGCCCGACACCUGGGAGUCGGGCGAGUUAGGAGUCGCGUUUCCGGAAACACGUCGACUUAUUAUCGGCCAAUCACUCUACCCACCUUUCGCCCUGUCAUAUGCGUGCGCAUUUCCAGCACUCUCCCACCUCUCUGUCAGAACGGGAGAGAGCGAGAUGUUCGACGCCGAGGAUGUACGCGAAUGGAACAUCUCCCAGCUGCGCGACCCGGGCUGCGCUUGGAAAGCACUGGAAGAUCUCGACGGGAACCUCGUCGAGAUAUACGCGCUCGCGCUCCCCUGUACGGUCGAGCGCGUGCAUUUGGGCGAGAUCACCCCGGACCACCUUUUUAUGCUUGGCCCGGCGCUAUCCGAUGCGCGCCCUCGCCAUCUCCGGAUGGACAAUUGGCCCAUCGGGCGGACCCUUGAAGGCGCCGCCUCCGACCUAUUUGCAGCCCUCCGAGGGCACGGCGGCUCGCGGCUUGAGACUCUUGCUAUGGAGGUUGGGUUGAGCCAUAGCGACAGCGACGUGGACGUUGCUGCGGUUCUAGAAGAACUGUGCGCCGCCCUUGCUGCGGGUGCGCCCUUACGAGAGUUGCGACUGGACGUCAGACUGGGCGAGGUUGAUCCACGGCCUAUGAAGGUUAUCACGCGCCCGGUUCCCAAACGCUCCAGGCGGAAGCGUGGGAACCCCUUCCCCGACAUCAAAGAGUACCCCCUCACUGUCGCGGAGCAAUCGGUCGUCAACUUCGACGCGCGGGACUACCUGUGCCGGUUUACUGCUGCUGUUCCCAAGCUGCGAAUCGUCAAGAUGACAUUCGGUGAAGUUCGUGGCCUACGCAAGGUGAUCACCCUCGCCGACGGCGAAGUUCAUGUCUAUGGCAGUUGGUAA